GAAGGACUUCAGCAGUGCUUAGAAGUUCAAGUAGGGAACGGAACAUCAGGAAUAUCCGCUGCCUCAAAGGCGUUUCCACCGUUCUACCCAUGACCGAAUCGCAAGACAUCUCUCCCUUGUUCCAAACUGCUGAUGAGCAAUCUGAGCCAAUCAAAGCAGAAGUUAAAGGUAACCUCCCCUCAUGGCUGACCGGGACCAUGAUAAGGAAUGGACCUGGUAGAUUCGAGUGUGGUGACACGUCGUUUAAUCACUGGUUUGAUGGCCAAGGUCUGCUACACAGCUUUCACAUACAAGAUGGUCACGUGACUUACAGCUCCAAGUUUGUACGAAGCGAAAGUUAUGCAGACACAAAGAAACGCAAAAACUCCAUUCAUCUCGAAUUCGGCUCUUUUAUUGCCCCAGAUCCCUGCCAGAAUAUCUACGACCGUUUUGUGUCGAAGUUUUGGAUGAGUGAAGUGCCUUUUGACAACGCAUUUGAUUCCGUGUUUACCUUGAAGGACAGAGUCUUUGCAGCAGCUGAUUCCAACAUCAUAUUUGAAAUUGAUCCCAAGACCUUGGACACUUUAGAUAAGGUCGAUUUUGCCAAAGAGUUUCCAGGUGACGCCAAGAUCAAAUUCACCACAGCACAUCCCCAACACACUGAGGAUGGUUCACUUAUCAACAUCUCCGUGACACACGCUAAAGACUCUAUGUACGAUAUCAUAGAAAUCCCAGCCUCCAAGACGGGAAAGGACGAGCAUCCUCUGGAGGGGGGUAAAUUGAUUUGCUCGAUCCCACCCACCAACGGAGUUGGGUAUAUCCACAGUUUUUGCAUCACCGAGAACUAUAUCGUGGUUCCUGAAGCACCACUGGUACUGAAUUUGUGGGAAGCUUACGUUCACCGGUUAAAGGAGAGUGGUGUCGUUGAUUGGUUCCAGUGGAUAGAAAAUGAACGUGGCAGAUUCCAUGUUGUCGACAGGAAGAAAGGUACUCACGUUGGAAUAUUUACAGCUGAUCCGUUUUUUACGUUCCAUCAGGUCAACGCUUUCGAAAGGGACGGGAAUAUUUAUGUAGACACUUGCUGUUUCCAUGAUCACACAAUCAUCAAACAGACAUACUUGCAUAACAUGCGAUCCACCAUAAUCCCAGGGGUAAAGAAGCUCGAUAUCCCUGACAUUCGACGCUACGAGCUUCCUCUCAAAGACCUCGGAGAUGUAAAGUAUGGAAAGCCCCUUGAGAGAGGACCUGACGGCCUGGAUUAUACUAUUCUACAUGCCGGCGUGGAAUUUCCAAUUAUUAACGACACAGAAAAGAAUGGCAAGCCCUACAGUUUUUUCUAUGGUGUAGGAGCUGAUGAUCAAAAGUGGUUUAGUCACCUGGUGAAGGUGAAUACAGAGACCAAAGAGUAUAUCACGUGGGGAGAGCCUGGAGGUUUUGCGUCAGAGCCUGUAUUUGUCAAAGCGCCUGAUGGGAAAGAUGAAGAUGACGGUGUGGUGCUGUCAUGCGUAAUAAACAUCCCAGAGGAGACCACCUACCUUUUGGUGCUGGAUGGUAAAGAAUUCAAGGAAUUGGGGCGAGGUGUAGUAAAAGGAAUUACACCAAUGAGCUUCCACACCGGCUUCUUCAAAUAGAACAUAAACUCGUAUGUUAUCACCUGGCUAAGCAUUAAAUGGAUCGUGGUCUACUUUUGUAGAACUUGUAGAGCUCCAUUUAGCCCAUCCUACUUUACUAAGUUGAGAAGCCGUAGGAAUGAUUUAUUUCAGUAUAAUUGUUCAGGUGAUUAUCGAGAUACGCGCACUUUGAUUGAUUGCGGAUUGCUUCAUAUCUCGCGAUAGUCACCACUCGCGCAAGUUGUUUGAUAUUAAAGCAUAGAGUCGGAUCAAACAGCUGAAAUAAAAUUUUUGUCUGUCCCAAUGAAUGUUAGGCUAUUGCUUUGGCAGUUGUAACUAGUAGCUAGUAGCUAUCAGAGUGCGAUAUCCUGGAAUUCUCCGACGCAGGAGACAGUAGCCAAGAAGUCUCAAAAUUUGGUUAUGUGUGUUUUAAUGAAAACUAAAGUUUUACAAGGUCUUCGCACGAUCACGAUCAAAGGCUAUCUAAAAUAUCGACGUUUCGGAUUGACAACUUAUUGGGAGUGUACUUCCUGUCAUUUUACAUAUAUCUGGGCUGAAAGAUUACAUAAUUGCGUAAUGUGUGCCCUAGUCCCCGCCAUGCGAUAUAGAAUUCUAAGAUCUUAUUUACUUAUUUACUGUAUCGCAAUUUGUUUUUUAUCACAACCUCUAAUCAAAUCUUCUAAUGCCAAAUCUGCAAUCUUCAUUUUGCUCUGUAAUGGGCGUGGGAUUUGUUACCAACUAAAUUUUAUUUUUAGCUUGUAUUAUGUAAACAGGUUUCUCUACAACGGUCAUGGUCAACCCACACUUUAUUAUAGUUACAGCUUUGGAAAUGUGCGUGCCUUACAUUUUAGAAUAUUUUAAUGUUGUUCCAUACAGAUACCUUUUAUAUUAACCAAGUCGCUUUCGAAGUCGUAUUAAUUGUGUCGGAAAAGAUAUGGCUGCAUCUUUAACAGAUUCGCUCAAUUUUUUAAGGUCUUUUAUUAAGUUAGAAUCUCAUUAAAUGGCUAAGGUACAUACUUGCUGAUAAUUUGUGCUUUACUAAAGAAUUUGUUGUCAAUUUAUUCGUUCACUCCUUUUGAUAAUUGGAACAGUAUCCAAGGAGGCAACAACAAAUUAAAACAAAAAGAAACACAUAAAAAAAUCCAAGAUUGAAAUUAUGAAGAUAUGUUGGUGGAAAGCAAUUAUAGUUUUCUGAACGCAGGCUUUCUCUUCUCAAAGUUUUCAACAUGAAAUAAGUCGCUUUGUUGGUUUUGUUGACAGUUUGCUAGUUUGUCCAUCUUUUGCCUCGUAAUUGGGAAAUCUGAAUGGCUCGUAAAAUCGUUCGAUUAUAUUACACACAAAAAAAGCUCAAAGAAAACAAACAGAAUAACAUCUUACCUUUAAAUGAUUCUAUGUAACAUGCAGUCACGUGAUGAUAAUUACGCUCUCUGCAAUAAUAUAUAUCACUGGAAAGGAUUAUUAACAUUAGACCUCACUAACAUAUGUUACGCAAGCUUUAUUUACUUCUUUAUUUACUUCUGAUAAUAUCAUUACUAAUAUUUUUUCAAGAGAUUAAAAACUGAGAGAACCUA
Pocillopora damicornis (cauliflower coral) is the source of this 3160-nucleotide messenger RNA. RefSeq names its product carotenoid-cleaving dioxygenase, mitochondrial. Gene Ontology annotation, biological process: carotene catabolic process. Gene Ontology annotation, molecular function: beta-carotene 15,15'-dioxygenase activity; carotenoid dioxygenase activity. The record is from RefSeq and is a predicted model, not a curated record. NCBI's taxonomy places the organism in Eukaryota, Metazoa, Cnidaria, Anthozoa, Scleractinia, Pocilloporidae.